Pyricularia oryzae 70-15 is the source of this 4618-nucleotide messenger RNA. RefSeq lists its product as uncharacterized. The transcript is spliced from 3 exons. The record is from RefSeq and is a predicted model, not a curated record. NCBI's taxonomy places the organism in Eukaryota, Fungi, Ascomycota, Sordariomycetes, Magnaporthales, Pyriculariaceae. Bases 646 to 4266 code for a protein of 1206 amino acids.
CGCCACUAGAACUAGUGUAGUAAGCACCCUCCGUGAACUCCGCAUGAAAUGGCAACUUGCGCGACGCUAGCUGGCGGCCAAAGUAACCUGACAGACGGAAGAAGGGCAACCCAACCAGUCAAUAAGCUUCGCCAUCGGACAAAUUGACGCUACGAUCGACCGACCUCUCCCAGGUCCGCCGCCACAUACACCUCCCUCAGGUUAGGUAUUUUCUCAUCUUUUUGGCUUUUCUCGUUUGUGCCUACAUCAAUUUUCAACAUACCUACCCAUCAAAUUUCUAUCCGAUCUUCACAGUCAAAACCAUCCCGCGCCCAGAACACAAACAUACACCAUGGCCAUAGCGGACAAGCAGACUAUCGCAUGGUCGUGAUGUGCCGUGGGUCAACAACGGAACCCCACCUGUAGCACGCCCGGCCAUUCUUUUUUGACUUUUUUCUCCUCCUGCUGGUCAAUUCAUCUUGGCUCCGAAAUUGCAGCUUCCUCUCGUGGUGCUCCUGCCGAUGAGCUCGUAAACAGAUUUCUUCGACCCGCCCCAACGUAUUCCAAGUUUCCGACGAGAGUCCGGCCCAGAAACAGGCCAGGCCACCCGCCACCGUCGUUUGCAUUCGACCCUCAACUCGCCCGCUACACUUUGCCCACUUCGAUAUGGAGCAUGUGCAUGGUGUUGAUGUUAGUUGGAUGACCCACGGGUCUCCAAGAGAUAAGGUCGCCCGCACCCCGCAACGACGAAAUACGAUCAACUCGACGAAUUCCACAUCGCCCGACACCAAGUCCAUAUCCCCAAAGUCCAGUCAAGAUGGCCAGGCACCAGAAACGCCGACAGCGUCGUCAAGUCCACGGCCUGUCCCGGGGGCCCGGCCAGGUUCCGCCGGAUCCGAUAAGCUGACAAAUGGGUCCGGCACUCCACCUCAACCGUCGCCACAACGCCGGGGCUCGUGGUUCUCAAACAUAUCGUCCAAAUUUUCCAGCAGUAGCAACAGCAACGGUAGUGCGAACGGCAACAACCAAAACUCGCCCCAGGCUGGCACCACACCACCGAAACAGACCGAGAUGACCGUGCCCAGAGCAAACCCCGUGAAGAACGCGGUGCUACAGCAUGCGACUCGAUACGAGGGCGACGGCCCCUACACCCCGGCACCGCCCAAGGCAAGCCAGGCAGGACUGCUACAGGUCCUGCGCCGUUUGUCGUCGUCCGGCGGCAACGGUGGCGGCUCGUUGAGCGGCUCCACGUUCAACAAGAAGAACCAUGGGCUAGUGGCGCGGCAGGUGCUGAAUGUUGAUCGAAAUCGGGAAAGAUGCGCCAUGACGGAGCUCAACCAGGCGAAGCUGCGCAGAGUUGCCUUUUGCGUCGACGUCGAGAUUGCGCCAAUUCCCAAGUAUACCGAAGGAGAUGGCUCGGCAAAGAAGGCACUAUUGGCACCACAGCCCUCGAAGAAGAAGCCGCUUACCGAAAAGGGAGAGGGCGAGGCGCUGAAGUUGUCGAGGUCAAACGAGGAGGCCAAGCCAAAAGAUGCCAAGGAUGUGGACCGCAUUGCGAAAGCCUCCGAAGCCAAGGACGUGAAGAAGGCGGUCGCUUCCAGUCCGCCCAAGGAGCCUGCCGCAGCACCUCCGAAGGGCGGCGCUGAUACCAAGAAAAAGGAGAAAAAGAAGCGCAGUGAAGAGGAGAGAAAGGCCAGAAAAGAAAAGAAGCGUAAACUCGCGGAACUUAACGGCCAAAUACCUAUGGAAAUCUCCGUAGACAGUGACUACGAUUCGUCCGGCUCAGCAACAUGCGAUAAUAAUGCACCACCGCGGACACAAUCUGUGCCGACGACAAACCCUGUCCGCAUAUACCGCCGGUGUUGUCAACUACGGGAGACUCCUAUCCUGAAGAAGAUCACGGAGCAGCUGUCUAAUCCUAAUAAUGUCACGGCCGGCGGCGUUGUUGAGAAAUUAGACCUUGCCGGAUACUGGCUCCACCUGUCAGACCUCGUCACGCUGGGUGACUAUCUGGCCGUAGUGCCCAUAAAGGAGGUUAUAUUAGAAAACUGUGGGCUGAACGACGAGGGACUGCGAGUGAUUCUGUCCGGAUUGCUUGCGUCGAAGCGGUAUCGCAAAAGAAGUCGGAAAAGUACGAGACCAGACACACCUAAUGGCGAAUCUGACGCAGCAGACACUCGAGGUGGCGUCGUAGAGCGCCUAGUACUUCGGAACAACAAAAUUGGACCGGAGGGCUGGAAGCACUUGUGCUUAUUCAUAUACAUGUGUCGUUCCAUCACACAGUUGGACAUAUCAAAUCUCCCCUUGCCGCGGCCAGCAUCAGCGGCCGGCACUCAGGCUCAUCAUCACAUCACAAUACCUGGCAUGGCGCGGACCCAUUCAACUCCGCCGUCGAUCUGUCAACUCCUAUCGAGGAGCUUGGCUGGCAGGCUGGCGGGUUCUACCCUUGAGCUACUCAACAUAGGCGAGACAGCGCCAGACAUGCACGAGUUUGGCACUCUCAUGGAUGGCAUUAUUGCUUGCAGAAUUCAGCGAUUGGGUUUGGCGCACAAUGACCUCAACGCGGAUGGCGUCUCGCACGUCAAAAGGUUUAUAUCCAGCGAUUUUUGCUAUGGGUUGGACCUCGGGGGCAAUGAUUUACGGGAUCAACUAGACGUAUUGGCAGACGCGCUGCCUGAAGAUUCAGCUCUGUCUGUGCUGAGCUUGGCAGAGUGCAAUCUUUCACCGCAGUCUCUUUGCAAGCUUUUCUCCAAACUCGUCAAGCUCCAGGAGUUUCGCUUCAUUGACCUUUCCCACAACCAGGACCUUUUCCGCUCAGAGCCCAGCUGCAUUUCUGUGCUCCGAAGAUACUUGCCGAAGAUGGCUGGUAUGAAGAGAAUUCAUCUUGCCGAUGUUUCAAUGAAUUCGGAACAAGCGAUUACCCUGGCGGAAAUACUGCCCGAGGUACCUGGACUAGCUCAUAUCAAUCUACUCGAGAAUCCGGAGCUCUCCAAACUAGCAGACGCCAAGACCGAAGAAAGCCAAGAAGAAGCAUGCGCGUUCUACGCUUCCAUGUUGGCCGCGACGAGAGUUAGUUCGAGCAUUGUAGCAGUUGACAUGGAUGUCCCAACGGAGAACUCCGGAGAGAUAGUAAAGGCUUUGGCCAAACAAGUCGUGGCAUACUGCUUGCGCAACAUGGAAAAUUUGCCCCUGAACGGUACAAAUGGUGUCGACACAGCCUCAAGAAUGGAACUGGAAUAUCCAGACGUGCUUCAGCACUUGGUCGGCCAUCCCGAACUAGGACCAGACGCGGUUGAUGAUGAGAAUGAGCCGGCACCGGAUGACGAUUAUGUUAUUGGUGGCACAGGAGUGGUCAAGGCGCUUGCAUGCUGCCUCAAGAAUCGUGGCGAUGAUUCCCGACGACCUUCAGGCGAAUUCAACCGCAACGGUGACAUGCCACUGUUUACAGAUUCCACGGUGACAAGCCCAUUAUUACGACCAACCUCGAAGAAGCUGCCUCGUGUCAAAAAGGCCAAGGACAUGUCCAAGCAUCUUCUCGCAAACGCGAGAAAGAUCCGACAGCGGCUGCAACCUGCAAUGGCCAGAGCAAAGCUCACCUCGACCCACAGCGCGCAAGAUGCCCACGCCUACCAGCGCCUCUUGUUCUUGGACAGGACUCUAGAUGGCAUUAUCAAGCGUUUCGAAGACGAGUUCCCCGAAACCAGAGAGCCUGCGCCGGAAGACGAGGCAGAGACGGAAAGCCUGGAGACGGACCCCGAUGCUGCUGUGCCGUCGAUGGCGCUGUCAGGAUCAUUCGGAUCCGAGGCAGACCGCGCCGGAUGCGCGGUCAUCUCAGAUGGCGAAGACGAUGAUGAAGGAGUCGGGCUGCAUCGGCCAACAACCAUGUCUCGGAGCAGUUCGAUGCUGUCCAUUACCUCCAAGGGGCUCACCGAGGAGGAGGGACGGGCGCUGCGGGCGGGCCACAAGUUCCGCAGCAGUUUCACCCGGCAGCAAUUCGAUUUGGUAUCGGGCGCGGUCGAGGAGAUUGAGAAGGAUCCCAACCACGUACGCAUGCUGCUCGGCCUCAUCGAAGAUCUAGGCGACGAGGAGCUCGAUCGGAAGGUCGCUGCCCAGGGGGUAGUUGCGGUGUUCAAGCAGGACAAGGAGUUGAUCCAGGAGCUGAUGAGGGCACAGGAUCCGGAACAUUGGGAGAGGUUCGUCGAGUCUCAGCACAUGGCGAGAGCAAAUGUCAAGGUGGAAGAGAAGGGCCUGAUCGGGGCAGGUGACGAGGUGGCUAUAUUGGACUAAUUAUUUGGCAUUGCCCUGCGCGUCGAACAUUACACGACUAUUCCUCAAAAGAGCUUUACAUCUCGCUCUCAACCAACCAACCAACCAACCAACCAACCAAUCAAUCAAUCAAUCUUUGUGAAUCCCGUUUUUCUUUUCUUUUGUAUGAUGGCAAGGUUUCCUUGGUUUGUUUUGCGAACUUUGGGACUGUACACAUAAAAGACGUAUAUACUUGUCGAUUUGGAGCCCUUGGAAAGCAUGCUGCUCUUUCCCACUUGUUGCUGGGGCUGCCUUCUUGAACCAUUUGGACUCGGCAAUGUACUACUAUUAUUAUCUGGGAAAGAUUUGUGUGGAAUGUUGGGAUACGUCAUCU